UAUAAAAUUAACAGAUUAUGGGGAAUAGAACAAGUAAAAAGAAACAAAAGAAGAACCUUUUGGUUGAAUUCGAUGCUUCUGACAUUAAUAAUAAAAGCCUGCUAGCUAACUUUUACAAAACCCAAUUGAUUGAGAUCGCCGAAGAAAUUGCAAUCGAGCUUAAGCAAAAGAAGAUUCCUCAGAAAAGGUUUGAAGCAUGGAAUAGUGUACUAGAUUUCCAUUUUAGAGAGCUUAUUUGUUUCAGUGCUCCAAUAGACUUUCAAAAAUCGAAUUGCCAAGCAGUUUGGGAGAUUCUUGAGGAGAAAUAUGUUGAUCUUAAAGGAAAUAAAUUAUUCCCAUUGUAUUAUUCUUUGAAUACUCCACUCAAGAAAGAAAGCAUGAUCAACUUAGCAAUUACACACAACUUAUCCAGCCUCAUUCUCAAGAUGGUUGAAGAGCAUCCUCAAGAAAUGGUUCAGGUGUACAAUUCAAAUAAAACUUCAUCAAUGCUGCAUGACUUAGCGUCAAUUGAUACAUUAUUCACACAAGAUGAAAUAAAACUUGCAGAGUGGCUGAUAAGACAUACAGACAAAUUUUCAAGGAAUAUAUUCGGACAAACAUUUCUUGAAACUGCAGUUAUAAAUAAUUCACCAAACUUUGAUUUCCUAGCCAAACUUGCUUAUAAAAAUACCAAAUGGCUGAUUAUCUGAGUCUUAGAGAAGUCUUCACUUCGCAAGAAUCUCUACAGAAAUGUUUUAAAAUACUGUAAGACAGAGAAGCUUAUCAGAAAGAGCUACUAUAACAUGACUAAAAAGCAUUGACUAUCAAAUCAAUUCUCAUCUUGGAGUAUGUCUCAAUUCAAAGGUACAGAGUCAUUGCUGGCCUAUCACACUCAAUUUUAAUCUAUACUAAUACCCUUCUCCAGAUGUAUCAGGGUUUAAAAUGC
Molecule: messenger RNA, 925 nt
Organism: Moneuplotes crassus
Lineage: Eukaryota; Ciliophora; Spirotrichea; Euplotida; Euplotidae
Source: the annotation of a GenBank genome assembly